Molecule: messenger RNA, 1495 nt
Organism: Paralichthys olivaceus (Japanese flounder)
Lineage: Eukaryota; Metazoa; Chordata; Actinopteri; Pleuronectiformes; Paralichthyidae
Source: RefSeq, a predicted model, not a curated record
GUUUUUUUAAAGAGAAGUGACUAAAUAAACAUUGACUUGGGGAGAAGAUUAGUUAAUCACAAGUCAACACUCACACACCUAGAAAAGUUAUUUAACAUAAGUAGACGGGGUCAGUUUUGUCUGGUGUUGCAUGUUUGCAGCUCAUGGUCUUGGAUUCUGGACGGACCGGUCUGCUGUGCAUGAGGCCGCUGCGCAGGGCAGGGUGCUGCAGCUGCAGCAGCUGAUCGAGGGCGGUGCAGCAGUUAACAUCGUGGCUGUGGACUCUAUCACGCCGCUGCAUGAGGCGUGCAUACAGGGCCAGACCCAAUGUGUCCGACUGCUGCUGGGCGCUGGUGCACAGGUGGAUGCCCGCAACAUCGAUGGUAGCACUCCACUGUGUGAUGCCUGUGCAGCUGGAAGCCUUGCAUGUGUCAAGCUGUUGUUGGAGUAUGGAGCCACAGUUAACCCUCCGCUGUUUACCUUCUCACCUCUUCACGAGGCGUGCAUGGGAGGUAAUUCAGAUUGUGUUCAGCUCAUGAUUGAUCGAGGAGCUUUCAUGGAGGCCCACGACUGCCACUACGGGACACCGCUUCAUGUAGCCUGUGCCAGGCAACACUACAACUGCGCCAAAGUUCUCCUCAGUGCAGGGGCAAAUGUUAAUGCUGCCAAGCUACAUGAGACUGCCCUUCAUCAUGCAGCCAAAACAAAGAACGUUGACUUAGUUGAGCUACUUGUGGAAUUUGGGGGCAACGUGUAUGCCAGGGAUAACCUGAACAAAAAACCCAUCCACUACACCAGUCUGGGAUCUCCCUGUUACCUCUGCCUUGAGUUCUAUGAGAAUACUCCCCUGAGUCUACAGCAGAUCAGCAGAGUGACAGUGAGGAGGACUCUCGGCACAAGAGCACGUGAGGUGGUUUCUCAGCUGGGCCUCCCCAAUCGCAUCAUAAGUUUUCUUUCUUACACAGCACCUCCAAUUGUUGAACUUUUAUCACUUGGAGAAACUUGAGCUGCAGCUCUGAGGAGGUUAAAUCCAGACCUGUUAGGUCUGCUCUGGAUCUCUCUCCAAAGAAAGUCAUAUGACAGGAGAUUUCAUUAGAUGACAUACUCAGACUGUUGACCCAUAACUAAUGUUACAUCAGCAGAUUUGUAACCAUGAUACAUCAUCAGCUCAUCAAGAUGCAGUAUUAUGACAAAUCUGUACGCAAACCACUGCCACAGACUCGGAGCUUCAUAUGCGGUUUAUUUUGUCUCAAAAUUCACGCAAGAAAAAUUGAACGCCCCCCAUGGCGGUAGAAUCAUCAAUAGUUUGAGAAAAAAGAGGUACAAUGAGCCAGCCACUUCUAUAACGCCCUUAACGCAAGUAAAUAGUGCAUAGACAAGAUGUAGAAUUUUUGUGUCAACAGCAGUGGUAUAUAUGAACCAUGAAUUUUACAGGUGCUACAGAAAAAUGAAAGGGGGAAGAUCAGCGAUAGGGUGGGGGACUCAAGUCUUCAAAGGGACUAAUCCAGGGAGGGGA